GAACUACAAGUCAUGAAAUCAACCUUCCUGACCCCAAAAGUUACAUACUGUGCACAUCGAUCAUGCAUUCACAUCCAUCAUUUAUCUUCUAGUCUUUACUUGACACGGUGCCAUUUUCUUUUCCAAAUCACAUUCUGACCAAGCUCGCACUCCCAUAGCUAGCUCCACAACUACAACCCCUAUCUUCUCCUUGGUUUUCUACUUUUCUUAUUCUUCUUCUUCCUCCCCCCUCCGCUUACCAACAACCAUGUCGAUCUCCGGCUACCAAAACCACCGCCACCCUCACAUCCUAGUCUUCCCUUACCCUGCACAAGGCCACAUGCUAGCACUCCUUGACCUAACCAACCAAUUAGCCCUCCGCUCCUUCACCAUAACAAUCAUUGUCACCCCUAAAAACCUCCCUAUUCUCGCACCGCUCCUCUCCACCCACCCCUCCAUCCAAACCCUAGUCCUCCCAUUUCCUUCACACCCUAAAAUACCCCCCGGCGUCGAAAACGUCAGGGACAUCGGCAACCACGGCAACAUCGCCGUCAUCAACGCCCUCGCCAAACUCCACGACCCGAUCAUCCAGUGGUUCAAGUCUCACCCUAACCCCCCUGUGGCUCUCAUCUCAGACUUCUUUCUCGGCCACACUCUCCGCCUCGCCGACCACCUCAAAAUACCUAGAAUAGCUUUCUUCUCGGUUAGAGCCUUAUUGGCCUCUAUUCUCGAGUACUGUUGGAGAAACCUUGAUCUGGUCCACUCCUCGUCGCCCGUUAUUGACUUCCCCUACCUUCCUCGAAAGCCGUCGUUGAAGAAGGAGCACGUACCGUCCAUUGUGUUAGCUCACAGAGGAACCGAUCCCGACUCUGAGCUCUUGAGAGUUUCCAUGCUUGCCAAUACCGACAGCUGGGGCUGUGUUUUUAAUACAUUUCAAGAUUUGGAGGGUGAGUAUUUGGAUUUCUUAAAGAAAAGAAUGGGCCAUAAAAGGGUUUAUAGUGUAGGCCCACUGAGUCUGAUCGACGCCGUAGACGGCGGUUUGGAUCCGGGGAACGUGAACACGGGUUCCGGUGAAGAUGUAAUGGCCUGGCUUGACAGGUGUCCUGAUGGGUCUGUGCUUUAUGUUGGUUUUGGGAGUCAAAAGUUACUAAAUAGUAAACAAAUGGAGGCGUUGGCUAGUGGGCUCGAACUUAGUGGGGUGAGAUUUGUGUGGGCUGUGAAAACAGGCUCGGCCCAAGAGGCGAAAGACGGCUACGGUGUCAUGCCUGAGGGGUUUGAGGAGCGCGUUGUCGGGCGGGGCUGGGUGGUGAAAGGUUGGUCGCCGCAGGUGUUGAUUUUGGGUCACCGGGCCGUGGGCGGAUUCGUGAGCCAUUGCGGGUGGAACUCUGUGCUCGAAGCGAUAGCCGGUGGGGUUUUCAUACUGUGCUGGCCCAUGGAGGCAGACCAGUAUGUGAAUGCCAAGCUGUUGGUGGAGGACAUGGGAGUGGCCAUACAAGUGUGCGAGGGUGCGAGCGGUGUACCUGACCCGGCCCAAUUAGGGAAAGUGAUUGCUGCGUCACUAAGUGGCGACUCGGCCCAAAAAGUGAGAGCAAAGGAUCUAAAGGACAAGGCCUAUGCAGCUGUGAGCGAUGGUGGGAGCUCGUUGCAAGAUUUGGAUGAGCUUGUGAAAGAAUUGAGCCGACUUUGAGUGACACUGUUAUGAUUACCAAUUUUUAAUUAGAAGCAUUGUUCUUAUUAUGUUACAC
Molecule: messenger RNA, 1724 nt
Organism: Fragaria vesca subsp. vesca
Lineage: Eukaryota; Viridiplantae; Streptophyta; Magnoliopsida; Rosales; Rosaceae
Product: UDP-glycosyltransferase 89A2-like
Exons: 1
Coding region: 248-1666 (472 amino acids)
Molecular function (GO): UDP-glycosyltransferase activity
Source: RefSeq, a predicted model, not a curated record